CUUGUGUUCAAGCUGAAGAAAUGUGUCACUGACAGCAUCUACAGUAUGGAAACGAAGGAGAACCACACAGCCUGGAAAAUAAGCAACUCAGAGUUGGAGCGACAAGUGUGGGUGAAGUCAGAGAUGAAAAUGCAAUAUGAUAACAGAAAUGGUUUGAGGUAGAAGUGAAGACGGAAGAUGACGGCGAUGACUUUUCAUGGUUUUACUCUUUAUUGAUUUAGUUUAUCGAAUCUAUAUUCUUGUUUAUGGUUUUGAUUGCUUUCUUUGCUUUCGAGUAUUUGUAAGACGUGCUUCUUGCUCUCUCUGGCACGCUGUUGGGUUAUUGGUUCCUAAACAUCACGUCUGCUCUUUGUUGUCCGUUGACUCCUACAUUAGGGAUAGUGAAAUAUUUUUUGUUUUUCUCUUCGUUGUAUAUGUGCUUUCUUUAUUCUUGUUCUUGCGCUGCAUGAUUUUGGCUCGGUUCUUACCAGAUGUAUUGCAACAAACACAGAAACAGAUUCACAACCGUGACAUAUACUCUAAAAAACAUUCCCAAAUUAGUUAAAGGGUUGUAUGUUCAUGUGAAUUAUUUGUCACAAUUAAGAAUUCAACGUUAAUAUAACAAAAAAGGAGGUAGAAUCUCUUUAACAUUUUUUUUUAUUUGAGCACAAGCAUGUAAUAAAUGAGCCCCAUUUGAGUUACUUGUGUUACUUACGCUAUGUGUUAAACAAAUGUAAUCUGAUGAUAAUCUGUCAAUUUUUAUGAUGUUAUACCAGUGAGGCAUCAUUAACUUAUUUGACUGGUUUUAGGUGGCAGUUUUCUCCUGAAAGACUGGAAUGUCACGAACUAAUGAACACAGAUUAUUCAGGUAGAUAACUCUGUGCGCUUUAUUCAACCUAAAAUCUUACAUAACAGAAACACAAGAUUUGGCUUUAUAAAAAGAGUGUUUAAUACUUUAUUUUCAAAAGGUGCUUCUUAUUCUCACCAGAAGACAUGUUAUAUCUGACUGAAUAUUGCAUAGGUGCAUUUGUUUUAGCUUUCUUCGGGAACAGAAAUAUUUUCAGGCAAAUUUAACUAGUGCUACAUUAGGCUAGGCUCCACACAGCCAGAGGAAACAAGUGCUUUCUCUGACUUCAAAUCAGAUGGACGGCACAAUGGAAAAGUCUUUGCAGGUCUGAAACCUAAACUUUUUAAAACCUUGAGAUAUCUCAAUAGCAGUACCUAGCAAAUACGCUGAACAAAAAUAUAAACGCCCCAUGUCAAAUAUAAGAGUUUUAUGAACAUUUGUGUUACCCAAUUUAUAGAGAAACUCAAACUAUAUUUACAGUAAUUACUGAUCUCCGUAUCGGCAUUUAGAACAUCGUGGUGCGGCCAUUUGUAGCGGAUUGACAGUCCUUUGAACAUGAUAGGGGUCAGGUUGAGGAAUAUGAUCUUGACCAAGUUGGCUUCUCGUAGGCGUAGGUGUGGCGUGGUGCGUCUGUUGUGCAGAGCAACAGUCUCAUCAGCUGUGUGUGUCGCCGGUCUUAGCCGAUCCCACAGAUGGACGAGCCGGAUGUGGCGAUCUUGUGCUGGACUGGUCACACGUGGCCGACGGGGAUGAGGUCGAUUUGCAGUAGUGCCAAUUUGUUGGAAACAAACUCUUGAACAGCCGAUGGUCCGAUAACGGACAUUGAGCCGCGCAGCUACGGCUCUGGUGGACGUCCCUGCAUCCAACAUGCCAAUGACACACUCCCGCAUAUUGAAACACCUGGCAUUAUGACAACAUUUUACAUUUUGGGGUGGCCUUUUAUUGUUUCCCAGUCCAAGGAUUGUCCAGUUGCUGCUCAUUUUGUCUGAUUGGCCAUUGAACAUGCCCCACCCAUGCACUGAGUAAAAAAACUACUCACCCAGUAAUGCUCACUGACAGCAAGAUGGGUCAAAAAUUAUACACAAAUCAAGAGAAAUAUUGCCUUUGUACAGUAAAAUGUCAGCAAAUGCACAUUUACAGUUGUUAGCGCCACAUGGCAACAAUAUUUGACAAAAGGCUUUUAUAUUAUUGUUCAGCAUACAUGUUUCUGACCGAAAUGCUAAGGCACUUGAGGAGGGAGAAUGUGUGCUAUCAAAUCAGUUUAGAGGAAAUAGAGAUUUCUAUUUCCACCUGUUUUCUCCACCAUCCAUCGUUUCCCCGGCGUCGCCUCGUCGUUCUCUCCUCCCCCAUCUUCCGUUCUGGACGACACGCUCUAAACUUAUACGCCCCACUUCUCGGAAACGGCAGACUUUCAUUCAGAACUCGUCUGGUUUUAUUUUUUUUUAUAUAUAAACCUUUGACCUUCGAUUAAUUAGGCACGAUGUGCAAAAGACACUUAAAAGCAAGUCGGGAAGGAGGGUGAGGAUUAGCCGAUUCGCGGCUCGUACAUUAAGUCUGCCGCGAAGUCACGGCGUCGCAUGUUUGCGUGCCAUCUUAAGAGUGCUGGUGGAUGUAUCCUUGACAUAACUCCUGAUGCGCUUUGCCAAGGAUUUUAAGUAAAUCAAGGCUGAGAGGUUUGGACUGAGUAAAAUACACCAAGGGGAUAUGAGCUGUGGGCUUACGGGGAAAGAAAAACAAAAAUAAAUAAAUUUAGAAGGACUCUCUAGAGGAAGUCGAAGGAAACUGGGCAAACAAACAAUGGAAACGGGAGAGAUAAAAGGAAUGCUUUUUGCUAAACUAUGCUAAAUUAAAAUGGAAAAAUUCCAAGGUCUUCUUGUUCUUUAAACAAGAACCUUGCACUGUAAUUCUGCAUAUCUUCUGAAGGCUAUUAUCUACCGUCUGCUGCGGUUUUCUCAUAAUGACUCCCUUCCUGUAUUCUUAUGUCGCUCUCCCUUGAGAUGACUUCCUCUCUACCUGUCUGAACUCUUUCCUAUCCACUUCCCUUCUGCCAGCCCUCCACCAUCUCCUUUUCCCCGUAGUUAUUCCCCUGCUCCUUAAUCCUCCUCCCUUCCCUGCCAUAAUUCCUCUCCCGUUUCCCUCUUUGCUUCUUUCUGUCAAAAUCUCUCUCGUUCCCUCCCUCUCUUUGGCAGACUCUGUCCUCUUCUCUCCUCCCCUCCUCUCACUUCGCUCCCUACCUUCCUCUCUUCUCCUCUCUGCUUUCCCCAUCGCCUCCUUUCCAUCCAUCCAUCCAUCUUUCACUCGUUUUUUUGUUUUUUUUCCCCCCUUCUAAAUCAGUCCUAAUAGCCCGCAGUGCCGCACAUGCUCCAGACGUGCUUGCAGAGGUACUGGCACAUUCAUUACGCAGAGGCACAAACACGCAUCGCACGUGGAUGCAGGGGCACGCGCACACGCUAGCUCGCUCGAGCUGACCUGACGCUCAGUCAGCACCGAUGUUCUUAUAUGUCAAACUGACAGUCGCAUGCGGGAGAGAUGUAAAAUUAAAGGGAGAAAAGGGGAGAAAAUGGAGACGCAGUGCAACAAACGGACUGCAAUGUGGGAUGAGCGAAAAGUAAAUGGAGACGAACGAGAUACUGUGAGGAAAAAAAAAGGUUCAUGGAUUGAAUCUAUAAUCAAACACUGAACAGCAGGGGCAGAACAGCAAGCUAACAAGACGAUACGCAAUGCUGAGUUUGUGUUUUCCCCCCCACAAAAUAUAAAUGUUUCACACAUCAGAGUUCAAAAGAAUAUGUAAUUAAUAGGGUUUUUUGUUUUUUUUCAAAAAAUGUGUUUGUGUACUUCUAAAAAUACUCAAUUCUGUGUUCUCUGGAAUGAAAGGAAACAUUUUACUAAUAUUUUUUUGAUAAACUAAGAAUCUGAUGAAUUUUUGCAGGGUUUUUUUUACUAUUUUUUUUAUUGUGUUUGUUUAUUAUUAUUAUUAUUAUUAUUAUUAUUAUUAUUAUUAUUUUACCCGUUUAGUUUAGCGCUGACAGGAAGCUCUAAAGCAGAUGCUAACUUCAGCGUUACUAGCGCUUCUUACCAGUAGGUGGCGGUAAUGCACACCAUUAAGUUGCUUGCCAACCGCCAUUAAAAACAAAAAGAAGAAGAAGAAGAAGCGUUACUAGCGGCUAGCGGCUAGCUUGUAGCAUCGAUCGACAUACUGAGCAGCUUUUAUUUCGCAGCAGCAAAACAAGGGAACUCCAGGACUUCUUCCUUUCUAAAUCAAGUGUAUGUAUUAAAUCUUUCUUGUUUUUUUGAUUUUCAUUUUAUUACUACAAGAAUUGGCUCUGAAGACCAAAAACUAGCAUCUUGAAGUUUUGUCCUCAAGAUUCAGUGUCAGUUGUGGAAUUUUAAGGUUAGGGCUUGACCAAUAAAAAGGUUUGAUUUUGAACAAGAGAGGACAAAAUUUAACCAAUAGGGGCAGAUGAUACACUGUAUUGGUAGCGGCUAACCGUUAGCCUGUCAAAGUCUUCUCAAAGUGCUUAACUCUUGUAUCUUGUCUCGGUUCUGGGUCACCCUGUAGCUAUUUCAUGCCCACAGAGAGAACCUUCUUGGCUUUUCUUACUUUCCAACAUAUUUAACAUGUUUACUAAAUUUCUGUUUCUCUUAGUUGUCCCUUUUGGUUAGACAUUGAGAUAAAAAAAAAUCUAGUAAAAAUGGAACAAACAAAGGUAGUUUAUAAGAAUAUGUGUGCCCUUGUUGUCUCCAGAAACAAUCAGAUGGACCCAGGGCCACCGCCGUCAUAGACAGAAGAGCUAGUAUUUAACUUUUUGAAGAUAUUGUAAAGAGUCAACUAACUAUGAACUGUCUGAAAAUUGGGUGUGAUUUGAUGCGUAGCCACUAACAUUUUCUGUGGGAGACAUUUUAUGUUAUUUUGUACUCCACAAAGUCUGACACAAGCAGAUCAAAUCGGAAAAGUUACUUCACUGUAAAUGGACAGAUAUAGCAGUCAGUUUGCUGCUACAUCUUUUUCCCCCCACUUGGUUUCCCCAAAUGCUGCCAGAUAAAACUGAAAGCGGUGGAGGCUUCGUCAAUGUAGUCAUUUCCUCUUCUACUUCAAACAGAAUGUCAGGCUUAAACUACAUGGCAACUAGAUAGGGUUCCAUUUUUAUUUUAAUUCUUCCAUUUUGAUGGAAAAAUGUCAAUAUUUAAAAAUUUGGAGAUCUCUUUCCACCCCUAAUGUAACUAAGUAGCAAAAGAAAAAAAAUCUGAGAAAAGAAGGUGCCUGUGACAUAUAAUGAACGAGAGAGGAAGAGAGUGAAAAGGGAGAGUCAACAAGCCAAGGACGUGCCCAUUUAUGCACAAAAGGCACUUGCUUGAAUGCGUGAAUGUGUGUGAGUGCAAGAGAGAGACACCAUGAGGGAGGGCUGGAGUGAGCCAGAGAGGGAGGAGAGACUCGGAAACAGGGAGGAGGGAGAGAAACGGAGCGAUUGCGUGAGAUACUGACAGCCAGUCCUGCCACGGAACGGCAGCAGCAGCAGCAGCGGCAGGAGAGCGAGCAUCGCCAGCGAACGGGACACACACGCUCCGAGCGGACCGAGGAUUUAAGGGGAAAACACGCCGACGAGGAAGCGACGACAAAAGGGAGAGGAUGGAAUAAAGCAAAACAAAAAAAAAACAAGCAAAAAAAUUGCUUCUGUGAGCGCCUCACACUUCUGUUUGGAGCAUCCCACAAGCAGAGCACCAGUGAAAACACAUACAUAUGAUAUAUAUAUAAAAUUCCUAUACAUAUAUAUCAAAUUAUGCCUGUUUUCAAAGAAGCUGCAGCCGGACAACGACUGAAUUGACAUCAAAAAGCUUCAAAAAAAUUGGGAGAUAAUAUGCAGCGUUUUGCUUAAAAACUGUUGCAUAUUAAACCUUUGUUGUUAUUUUUUUUUCCUGUUUUUUUUUUUUUUUUUUUUUCAAUAGGGGGAGUGAAAAUGGAGGCAAAAAUAGAACAAUUUUAUAACUGGAAACUGAGUAGUCGAUGUGAGAUUGUCUCAAAAGCGCUUUUGCUGUGCCGUGUCCUGCAUUUCCAUUUGGGCUUUUUUUGAAAACGUGAUAUUAUUGUUUCUUUCUCUGCCCUUGGUGCCACGCUGCCGUCGGCUGUCGCGUCUCCACUUGUCUCUGUCGUCCGCUUGGGCUGGGCUAGCUUUGUUCCAGGAAGGCUCCUGAGAGGGCUCUGCUGAAAGUGCAGAGGGCAGUCCGCGGGAUCCAUGACCCCACGGUGAUAUUUCCUCCAGCAGCGGCACAAAACAAACCAAAACAAAACAAGUCUUCCCAGGUCUUAAGAGGAAAGGGUGAGAGACGGAAAGAGGUGGAAACAUCAAAGGAAGGAUGUGAUGGAGGGAAGAUUAGGAUAAGAGCAUGUAAUGAAAAUAAAUAGUGAAAGGGGAGGAAAAACAAAACUACUGAAGAAGAAGAGGAAGCCAUGAUCCACCGCGAAAUGGACGAAUAAUUUUAACCCGUUAAUCUUUUCUUCCGUUCAUGGAGCAGAUCCAACACGACAAAAUAAUAGCUUCAGUACAAGAGCCCUUCUUACUCUCUUCCCCCUCUCUCAUCACCUGUGCACUUGCAGGGCAGAGCUGAGUCGGCUGAAAGCCAAGAGUGGAGUCCUGGGUCUGUCAGAGGCCCCUGGUUCCGAGGAGAGGAGGGAUUUCAGGGGAGCAGCAGCAGCUCUGCGCGCGGCCGGCGCCAAAAGCCAUUGGACUCCUGUGUGUGUACCACUUAAAAAGCUCCAGACUGAUACUGUCAGUGUCCUGUCAUCAGGGAGUUGAGCUCUUUUUGUGGAUGCGUGCGUGUGGAAGCAUGGAUGUGCACGAGUGAGAGAUAACAAGCCUCAGGUGCACUUCUGGACGGCGAUCACCACAGGAAUCGAGCCUGGACCGAUCCGCCAAAGAUACUUCACAGCUGCUGAUACCUGUUGGGCUCUGUGGCUGAAAAUAGAAAAGCAGCAGAUCAGUUAAUAAAGACGUCAGCGGCCGAGAGAGCGGAGGGGGGGAGGGGGUGAGGGAGUAACAUCUACCAAAGUGGACUACAUUGGUGCCAAAAACAUGGCCACCACGAAAAUAAAAAAGCUCCUUUUCAACUGUGACAUUGAGAGAAGCAGGAUGAUGGAUGCAAGUUAAGACCUGUGACGGAGAUAUUAAAAAUUUUUUUCUUCCUUUCUGGACGCCUGAACCGAUUUGACUUCAGUGCUGAGGUGACAUCCACUCAGGGAUAUGAGUCUAUGUUUGGAGUGAAAGCCCUUCCAUGUGGAAACCUUCACUAGCUGCAAGUUUGAAUUUGCUUUGCCCGCCAGCACCGUUAGGAACCUACAGUUCUCACGUUUCACGGAUUAUUCAUCCACUCUGUGGGAGUUCAUUGCUGAAAAUGCUGGGGGAAAGUUCAUUCGUAUGUAAUCCAUCCUCCUAAAUUGGAUCCUCCUCCCCGAGGGUUUGGAUUUGUCUACAACCGCCUCUGCUGUCUGCCGGAGACUUCGAUGGCUUUGUAAAAGGAGCUUUUUGGUCUUCUAUUACCGGUCCCUGUCCGAACUGAGACGCUGCAAGACUCUGGAGUAAGUCCAUCAUGACCGCUCCAAUGUGUUUGCUCAUGUUGAACUUUUCACUGGCCAUGUUACUGGGCCUGACCACCCUGAGUGGACUGAGCUCAUGCCCGUCAGGACAAGUUUCAGCGCAGGUCUCUUCCAACAACCAGAGCACAGAUUCGUCUGUGUUACCAGAGGCGGCACUGGCAACACCGACGCCGGACCCGGAGCUACAGACGGAUUCAACCAGUGGGAACCGCUGCUGGGGGUACUAUGACGUCAUGGGCCAGUGGGACCCGCCAUUUAACUGCAACGCAGGCAUCUACCUGUUCUGUUGCGGUUCCUGCUUCUACCGCUUCUGCUGCCAGUUCAGAGUCCACAGUCUGGACCAGACCUCCUGUUCCAACUACGACACACCCGUGUGGGCAAACACCGGGAAACCGGGGCUGCCAGUCACGGAGGUCCACCAGGAACCGGAUCGAGAUCGGACCCACAUGAUCGUUUACAUUAUCUGUGGGGUGGUGGCCAUCAUGGUGCUGGUGGGGAUUUUCACAAAACUCGGACUGGAGAAGAGUCAGGGAGGUCAAACAGACAUGACAAACUCAAGGACUCUGACGGAGCUUCUGAAGCAGCCGGGGGAGGCAGGAGCUGUGGAUGGAGCUGGAAUUCAUCAUCCCAUCGGGACGAACGGCAUCACGGCCAGAACCAUGCGCACCAACAAUGAUCACAACCACUUGAACAAUGCAGCUCUAUCCCCGCUGGGACCGGCCAUGGCCUUGUCUCACCCUCACAACAACCUGGGAAUUGGCUUCAAUAAGUACACCUCACUCAAGGCCGUAGACACAGGUAUAAGAGACUACUACAAGAGCUACCCAAUGGUAGAUUACACCCACCGCCAAUCUCCUCCAACCUUCCAGCCAAUCAACUUCCACCCCAAGGACAAGCCCUUCCUGCCGCCUCCCGACGUCCACGCACCUCUUGCCAUCACCAUCAACGCCUCCCAGAUGCCCAAGCCCAAGAUCUCCAAAACCAACACGCACCCGCUCACCUCCAGCUCGGCCUUCAAAGCGUGGGACCCGAGCAAGAGCCACGUCCCGCACCCGACGGCAACCCACAUGGGCAUCAGUGCGCAGCAGCAGCAGCAGCACCACCCCAUCCAGCAGCAGCACCACCAGACGCUGCACCAGCAGAACAGUCGGCGCCAGGCCUACUCCAACAAGAGGCAGUUCAGCAUCGAGACGUUGCCCGAGCUCUUCUCGCAGCCGCUGGGCUACGGCCACUCGCCGCACAUGCACCCCAAGCACAAGGGACUGGCCACCAACAGCAAGACGGAGGUGACGGUGUGAGCGAACAAAGAAACGGCGUCGAGGGGAAGCGCUCUGAUAUCCUUUAUAUCCACAGCUACCGUGUUGUGUAGCAAGCAAAUAUCACAUCUGGGAUUUUUAUGAACUGCAUUUUCCUCAACAUUUUUAACUGGAACAAAGAUAACAGCGUGUGUGCGGCAUUUGUAUGUUUUUGAGACCACCGGAUUGAAACCCCAACGGAUGAGCCGUGAAGGUGACGUAGCAGCAGGUGUCAGCUGUGACCCUUUUGAGCCUGGCAGCUUUUCUAAAUAAUUGAGUGGCCUCUUGGUGUGUUGACACACCUCUCUGUAUUGUCUCCCUCUUGCAACUUUGCCACAUUCUGCUCCACUCUGUAGCCCCUCUCCACCACGUCCAAGUGUUCAGAUUCCACUCAGAGACUUUUCUUACCCUUAAACCCAAAGUCCAGACUCCGAGGCUAUGAGAGAAGCCAGCAGGGAGAUGUUUUUCUCUCUUUUUUUUUUCCCCUGAAAGUUUGGCUUCUCAUCAGCUGAAACAAUAUCAUUGGGUUGUCAGCUCUCAUUGCCCCCCAGUGUUUUUUAAGAGAGAGAUAUCAGCCUUGCAAUUCAUACCAGAGAGGAGGGCAGGGGAUGAUGGGGGGGAUGGAGGAGGCAUUCAUCUCAAUCCAGAGGCAAACGCGAUGAGAAGGGAUCCAAACCGCGUGCAGACCCACACAUGCGAAACGUGCACACACUCGUCAAAUUUUACCGAGAGUUUCUGGCAAUGUCAGAAAGCCUGCAGACUCCGCAUCUAUUCCCCUGGAGACAAAGAGAAACACAAUUUUCUCUCAAAACUCUAAUUCUACUAGACUUGUGAAAUGAAUCAGUGAGCUGUCUCAUUGGAAGCUAGAGCUUGAUGAUGUUUAUAGCUGCAAAAGAAGCGACUGAUGCUUUAAAAUGGGACAGAAAAGUCCAAUUUGUCCAGCCAGAUCAUUGUGAAGAGUAGCUUCACAAACGCACCAGAGAAUCCGUCAACUGCAUAUCUGGUGUUUCUAUUUGGGUUGAGUACAUUCUCUAAGAUUCCCCUUGCUAUUUUCAGCUCCAUACAUAUAAAGUGCCCUGUAAAAAGUAUCUGUACCCCUUACAGUCAGAAGCACAAACGUUAUUGUGUCAACAAUUGCUAGAGAAGAAAAGGCCUAUUUAAGACCAAGGAGGACAAUAUCCCAAGUUUUUAGCGUAGGUGGAUGCGGCUGUCGACCUAAACUAAAAGACUAAGUAGGGAGAACAUUAAUCGAGAGAAGUGAACAAAGAGGUCCAGGGUAAUUCUGAGGGAUAUACAGAGUUACCCAGAGAAUAUGUAAACAGGAAUACUAAAUUCAGCCUCUAUUUGUAGGAGGAGUUGUAGAUAGAAAGUUAUUCUUUAAAGAAAGCUUUAAAUUUGAAAUUUAUUUAGGCGAAACAGAUCGCCUAAAUGACUUUAGAAUCUGUUAGAUGCUGCAAAAGACUGGGAUUCAAAGUUCACCUUCCAGCUUUAACACUCUUACUAUACAGCCAGAGACACAAUGGUGAUAUAAACCAAGACAUUUGUGUGUUAGAAUAAAUAAAGAUCUAAAUCCAAUUCAGACUUUACCACCAAACUGAUUUUUAAAGUUGCUCUCUGUCCAAUUUGACUCAGCUGGAGCUAUUUAGCAAACAAACGGUCAAACAUUUCAGUUUCUAGAAAUACAGAGGGGUAGAGUCACCGCUCCAGAAAGAACACAUCAAGAUUUCUGAUUGGAGCAUUACAAAAUGUAAAAAAGCUCAAGCGGUGCGAGUACUUUUUGCAAGGCUCUGCAUGCAUACUGGCUUCCUUACUGAUUCUUAACAACAUGGAGUGUUUCUGGGUGUAAAGGAGAGAAAGCACUAGAGAACAAGAACACCUUCUCCUGGAUGGAGCCGUUUGAUGCCAGUGUUUAGUGCUGCUGCUUGCGCUGCAGUUUGCUUCACUCCCUCUUAAUGAAGUGUCUCAGCACUACACGUGAGUGACUGCUAGCACUUAAACAAAUCACUAAUGUAAUUCAUGCCUCGGAUGCACACAGCUUACACAUCAAGAGAGCUUACUUGGUCUGAGGCUAUGCUUUCAUCCAAAUGGAGGAAAAACAAAAUGAGAACUUUUUUUCCUCUCCUGUUCUAAUGCCCGACCAGCAAUUUAGAUGUUUGGAUUUGCAGUUUUCUAAUGUGACCUAAAAUCUUUUGUUUUCGUGUUGGUGCCCUAGUCGUCCUACUAGCAGGAUUUAAGGAAUGCAACGUCGAGCAUGACUUGCCUCGAUGUUCUGUUGGGUUGAAAUCCUUCGUAAGUCCAAAACCUUCAUUUCGUUUUUGUUGAGCACGCAGCACAUUCGCAUUCUCAACACGUCGCAUGCUGAUUCUUGAUCACAGGCCUACUGUGUAACAUUUGAUGGCCCCAGAAAUCCCCUAGGGCCGCUUUUCAGUGCGCAGGGUAUAGUGAUUUACAACAGCAGCUCUCUGAAUGAGAACAGGGGAUGCUGCAGAGGCAAUAGAAAGCAAGGAGACCCUUCUUUGGUUAGACGAUUUGAUAGUAAGACUAUCUAGUACUAUCAAUUAUCCAAUCAAUGCUUGUUCACCUUGUUCUCCGUUUGACUUAUCAAGCAUUGCAGUCGGUUGUAAUGAAACCAUUUUAAAUACAGAGCCCCUCACAUUUCUCGGCGCCUCUGGUAAAAAAAAAAUAAAUCUUAUGUUUUAUUGUAGCAGCAUGAUUUCAGGUGGAAAAGUGUAUAAAACCCUUUAAUCUGGCUACAUUUAUUCAGCGAAGAAAAAAUAUGUUAAGAAGAAAAUCGACAGUGCCCCUAAAAAUCUCUUCAAACAUGUAUGUGAUUAAAGCAUCUCUAAUGAAUGCGUUACUAUUUUUUAAGCUCCAAAAGGUACAAACAUGCCACAAAGACAGUUUGAGAAGAAAAAAAAGCUAAAUACAUAUUCAGUUCAUCAUUGGAUGCGGCAUCUACAAGCUAACUGCUCAUUUUAAAGUUAGCUAAACUCUCUUGGGACUUUAACUGGAGUCGGGUGUUUUUGUCAGACAAAACUAAAGCUGGUGUCACACCGUUGUUUCCUAUCUUGCCAAGUAAGCAGACUUUUGGAACAUAAAGUCUUGCCAUAUCUUUGAUGUAAGCAUUCCAGAUAGCGCAUGUUUAUUGGGAUCAAGGAUGCAGAAUUCAGUAUGUUGCCACAUUCUGUUGAGAACACUGACGUCUCGUCUCAUUGUAUGUUUUCUUCAUAUUUAAAGGUCGUCUGACUGCCAGCGAAUGAAAUUUCAACGCUUUUGCCCAUUCAAGAGCAAAUGCGUUAGUACAAAUGCAAACCUCAAAUAUUUGGCAGUCAUUCUAAGUAGAGACUUUCCCAGAGCAUCAGUUUAAUAUUAGGGAACAUCUCUGGUGACAUUUGGCCUUAUGGAUACAUAUUAAUCUAACACAAUGAUUAUGAGAUCUAAAAUUUCUACAGUGUAUGUUCCUGAGGGACAAUAUACACUGCCACCAUCAGACAUGCAAUUAAUUUCCAUGAACAAACCCAAACUGGCAGAAUUAGACUUGAAUUCAAUGCUCCAUCAAACCUCUUGUACUUUUUGGACCUCCUUAGCCUUUUAUGUCCUAAAUUUAAAAUCUCCGCCUGGAUAUUUUUGCUUAUUUUAAUUGUACGCAGUUCUUUAAAUGUCCUGUGAGUAAAUAUAUAUUUGCCCAUUUAUCCAUAACAACUAGAACUUUCCAUAUCUAGCAACUUAUUUUCGCAAUUUACCGUCUAUUAAAAGAUUGCCGCCCCUCAGAUUAAUUUCACUUCCUGCUACGGCGGGGGCGAAAUUACCGAUGUCGGCUGGAAAGCGCAACGUCUCCCCGUUCAGAAACCGUUGGAAUUUUUCAGAUUGCGUGUGGCGGAAUUACGGUGCUGCAAAUUUGGUUGGACUGUCGGCGCUCCUUUUAGGAUUUGGAGGAUUAAUUCAGGAUGUCGCCUUUGAUUAAAAACUAUCUACAGGUGAAAACCGGACUCGUCUAAUGAUGUUCAAACACAGUGUUCUCGAUGUUAUGUGCGCCUUCCAAAAACCCUAGCUACUUAGAAUUGCUUUUAUUGCUCUUAGGUAGUUACUGGCUAUUCACAAGUACGUUCACUCAACACUGCUUAAAAAAAUAUUGAAGAAUGUCCUUCUGCCUGACUAACUACACAAGUACCUUUUGAAUCUUUUAGAGAACUUGUCCAGCAAUGACUCCUCCUCAAACCAAUAUUCCUAAAAA
This is a messenger RNA of Xiphophorus hellerii (green swordtail), 12944 nucleotides long. Its product is annotated as protein shisa-8. Gene Ontology annotation, biological process: regulation of AMPA receptor activity; regulation of short-term neuronal synaptic plasticity. Gene Ontology annotation, cellular component: postsynaptic membrane; dendritic spine membrane; AMPA glutamate receptor complex. Lineage: Eukaryota; Metazoa; Chordata; Actinopteri; Cyprinodontiformes; Poeciliidae. The transcript has 5 exons. The record is from RefSeq and is a predicted model, not a curated record. Bases 7409 to 8713 code for a protein of 434 amino acids.